AUGGGACAUCAUAAAGAAGCUGAGGUGGGUCUCCAUAGUAAUCCUUUGAACUGUUAGCAGCCUCUGAUGACAUAUUUCAUCCUCUAACCUAUAAAAGUAGUCAAUGAAAAGGGGGAAAAUGAACACGUAUUACUAUUAUUAGAUGCAUCAAUAUCAAUAUUUAAUAUUAAUAUUAUUACACAUAAUUUUUGACUUCCUAACCAAAUUAAUUGCUUUAAAAUACUCUGACUAAUUAAUGCCACAUUAAUUUAAAGCAAAUAACAUAAAUACAAACUAUGGUAAUAAUAAAUUAUAUAAUCAUGGACUGUAUGUAUGUAAUUUACUUUAAGUUAACAUGGCAAGUUGGUCACAGUAUUGAAAUAUUGGACUGAGUGUUGUCGCCUCAAUUCCGUCCAUAAGGAUACAAGUAAACUAAUGAAACAAACAAUAAGACUCUCCCAUCAAUACUAAAAUUAGGACUGCCAAUAGCCAAGCUGAUAGCUAAAGAAUUUUGAAAAUCGUUAAUUAUUAAGUUAUUAGUUGUAUAGUACCUUGGUAAGGUCUACAUCUGUAUUUUACUCAAUGAACACCAGCUACAAAAAAGGCCAGUGACAGGGAAACUUAUUGUGAUGGUGUCACGAAAUGUCAGUUGUUUUCUCAAGCUACCAUGAAUUUCAUACCACUAAGAAAUAAAUUAUAAAAGGGUACUGCCUCGGGAAAAUAGUUACGGCAUAAUUUGUCUUACAUUUUUAGAAUCUGGACAAAAAGCACGUGAAAUUAUUCCCUAAUUUCAGACGUCACCAUUUGAUUAUGCAGUAUUGUUUGUACAGAUACAUCUAUGAUUCGUAAAGAAAUUUAUUCAAUGAAAUACUCCCGGGGGUGGUACUCCCUUAUAUAAGCCAUAUAGGUCUGUGCUGAGCCAGAGGGUGUGGGUUUAGCCCCAUUUCGGUCUGAAAACGGGUAUAGGCUUUAAACAGUUUGGUCUGGAAUCGGAUGUGGUUUUCGAAGGGAACUACAGGAAUGCAUGAACGUAUUUGGCAUUUCAAUUCCAAAUGAAAAAGAAAGAAAGAUAUGUGAAUUCAAAAUGGACUUGUUGGAGUUCCAAUCUAAGUUAUUUCAUGUCUGAAAAUGGGUGUGGAAAAUGACAUUUUUUUGGUCUGAAAAGAGUUCCUGAUUUGGAGAAACAGGAGACACAUCCCCACUAAGAAUUCCCAAGAGCGAUCCCCUACUGGGGGAAAUACUGAUACUUUCUUAUCUGGUACUGGCAACAAUUAACAAUUAUUGAAUUCCGCUUUCGUAUUAUCUGAAGAAUAUUAUUAUAAAGAUCGAGGAGAGACCGAGGCGGAUAACACCUUCCGAAAUCUCCAUAAUUCUUCAAAUAAUUCGAAAGCCAAAUUCAAUAAUUGUUUUAUAAUUCAUUCAAAAUAAUUAUUCCUAAAUUCAAAACAAGCUAAAACAUGCUUACCUCCAUCGAUGUUAAGUUCAUCUUCAAUAGAGUUUAUCAGCAAGUUUAGAAAAUAAAGGGUUGUUUAGUUCUGCAAAAUAUUCUCCAAAUAGCAGAUGUCGUCCGUUGAGUUAUCUUCUUGCUGUUCUCAAGCGCGGAUCCACGCACGUUUCCACCGUUUUAUGGAAAUCGGUCAGAUUUUUCAUAAUAAAUCGAUUUUUCAUAUUAAAAAAUAAUUAAAAAAAAAACUUUCCAAGUUGCAAGGCUUUAUUCGAGUAGAAUGGAACUCGCCAAUAUCCUAUCUUAAUCAUUCAGAAACCCAGGAAAGGGGAUUUUAAGGAGUUAAAAUCACCCAGACCUCCCUGAAGCUUACGCCUAAGGCGCUGGUUUAGGAAAUUGGUUCAGUAUUUAUCCUAGCUCUGCGCCUCGUACUUGCUAUGUUUUUAGCCAAUAUUUGGCCUAUUUCUUCCCCAUAAAACAAAUGAAAAUGUUCUGGCAUUUUGUACUCAUUACCAAAACACCUCAACCUUGUCCACAGGUCUUCUUGGUUAACUGUUCAAUAUUUUGGUAAUUUUCUGCACAAUUGACGUCAUUUUUCACAUAUCGCAAAAUUCUUCCAAAUUUGGUCGACAUUAGCUAGUUAUGGUGAAUUAUGAUGAAUUAUGCGUGGGAUUUUAGCCAAUCAGAAACGGAGAAAUAUUUUGAAUGAAUAAUAACAUAAAUUAUGUCGAGAUUUUUGCUCAAAGUAUCCAAAGAUCAUGCUCUAUUUUAGGAGCUUUCAUACACUAUACAUUCUCUCUUACGUGCUUGCGCUAAAACCAGAAUUUUACAAUAAAAGCGACACGAAAAGGGAGGGUGAUCUCAAGUUAGUAGGGAACUUAAGAUGGAGACGUUUUCGGGGCGACGGCAACUUCAACCGGACGGGACGUCAUGAAUUUUGCAAUAUUGCCCAUGCUCUUACUCACCACAUUGCCGUCGUGCUCCCGUCGGCGAAGUGAAACUGGUCUGUUUUGCGUUGAGGCGAGAACGUGAGUAUUUAACUUUCAUUUCAAUCAGGUUUGCUACGUUUAGCAACCAGAAUUUUGCAGAUUAUCGUUCUUAAAUUGUCCUUGUUUGAGUCACAUUUCAAGCUCGAUUUCCAACCUCUGUUAUCUAAACUUACAUCUUUAUAAUGUUUCUAUGUUUCAUGUCACAGAGUCAAGAUCCAGUCUGAUCCAAUAUGGCAAACAGCAAACCGUAAGUGAGCUUUACAUGGACAAAAUUGUCCUACGAGCCAAAUGAAAGUAUCCAGACAAAUAGUGUGAACUCCGCUAUUUUAAUUGUGUGUUUUUAGCUCACUUCUUUCUUUAGAGUAUCGUAUAUAUCAAACGUAUUGAAAAUUGUUUAGAAUAGUACGUAAUACCACGUACCAACGUGGGAAUACUGAAAUAAAGUUGUUGUUGUUGCAUGCAAGCCAAUAAGCAUUAAUUCUCUUAAUUCUUUAUGUGACGCCAUAUUUUCCUCUUCGGUAGUCUUCCAAGGCGCCGUCCUUCUUAAUGUUCGAAUUUUGGAGGAAAGCGACGGCUGCCUCUGUUCCAGGCUUGCUCUGCCAGUCCGGUCGCCGUCGCCCCGAAAACGUCUCUAUCUUAAGUUCCCUAGUAUGUAAGCGACGGCGCGCCCUCAAAUAUAUAAACAUAAGCUUUCAAUCAUAUUCAAGGUCGCUUCAUGAGCGCAUAUAAUUUUGCAAAAUUCUCGUAAACAGCUGGUGAACAACCAGCUCUACCUGCGACCACUUUUAUGGGUUCCCGAGGUGGUCACCUACGAGAUCUUUUGACUGCAUAAGCUGUCACAACGGAGAGGAUCUGACGGACUCUUCAGGAAGUUGUGAAGCCAUUUUUAUAGUAGCCUCAUCUUCUCUUUCAGCAUGUUCAGUGGUUCCAAAACAUCCUGCACUCAGGGAAUGCUGAGUGCGUUAUGAGUAACAUAUCUACAAGAUAAAAACACUUUUUGUAAUAGGAAGAUCAGGUCAGUCGAUGGAACCGAAAACAGUUUGGUUGAAACACUACACACUUUCCUUAGAUCGCCCCAUGAUGAUGAAAAUGCUGGCCUAGGAUGCUGGUCAGCAGAUCCACUCCUAACGAAAGAAUUGAGGCUUAUUGGUCAUAGCUGGUGAAGGAUUGUCCUCGUUGGUGGAUCAAUGUUUUUUAAAGAUUCGUCAGAUUUAGGACUAUUUAAUGGUGUUAAGGAAGCGAUGGAAUACAAACUUGAACGCUUGAACACAACUUUAAUCCGCUCGAUUUACAAUACACACCGAUUUACAACAGGUUGAUGUACUGCCCUGGAACCCGACUUACAACAAAUCUACGAGCGACUAGCAAGGAAGUCACGUGACGUGUUAUCUACAUAAUUUAUUCUACUCUCACAGGUCCAGUCUCGCGGGGCUUUUAAUGACCCGAGUACGAGUACGACGAUGGGCCGUAACAUUCUCCCCACCUUGUCCUCCUUCGGGGAGGACAACUCUCUUCUUAGGCUUACGAAUAGGUACACUUUUAACAUUAACAGAGUUCGCUCGCGGCUUCUCCCCACCGUCAACAGGAACAUCAGCUUCACGGGUAACUUGUGGGGCCGCUGCAUCAAUUUCCAAUCUGUGUAAGCGUUGAACAGGCCUGUUGAAUACACCUUUCUGUGCUUUCACGGUAGCCGUUCGCACGAGUCCGUCCUUACCAGGAUGAACCUUUUCCACCCUGGCCAUUGGCCACUUGGUACGCGAUACAUUAUCAUCUGAGACCAAUACGAUAUCACCUUCUCGAAUGGAGGGGUUUUCCUCUUGCCAUUUACUUCUCACGGACAGAAGGUGCAGAUAUUCUCGUUGCCAACGUUUCCAAUAGUGGUUAAGUAGUCUCUGUAGGUAAAGAUACCUUUCGACAGUUCUUUUACUAGACUCCUCCAAGUUUUCUUCUUUACUCUCAGGUAACUGGUUAAUUGGUCUACCAAUUGCAAGAUGAGCAGGUGUAACCGGCAAAGGGUCUCUGCAAUCGUCGCUCACUGCCGUUAAUGGUCGCGAGUUGAUGAUGCCUUCAAUUCGAAUUAAUAAUGUGUUCAACUCAGAAAAGGUGAGAAGUGCCUUUCCAAGCACUUUACGCAAUGAUUCUUUGAUUGCUCUGAAAAAUCGUUCCCACCAUCCGCCUCGCCAUGGUGAACGCUCGGUGAUGAAUUUCCACGUAAUCCCUUUCGACGAGAGCUCAGAAUUAAUUCGAUUUCGAUCCAAUGUAUCCCACACCGUUCGACUUUGAGUACUAGGAUCAUACAAUUUCUGGAUUUCCUUGCUUGCAGCCUUAAAGGUUUUUGCGUUGUCGGACCACACUGUAUGGCAAAGACCUCUGCGGCUUGUCAUGCGACUAAAGGCUUGUAGAAACUCAUCAGUGGUAAGGCUGUGUGUUAGUUCCAAGUGAAUCAUACGAGAUGAUGCGCAUGUGAAUAGACAAACGUACACUUUCUGUAUGGUUGAACCUUCUUUUACAUAGAGAGGUCCUGCGAAGUCAGUUCCAACAUGCGCGAAAGCUGGUGAACAUGAAACUCUCUCUUCCGGCAAUGGGCCCAUUUUCUGCGCGCAAGGUCCAACUCGCUGUUUUUGGCAAGCCACGCAUCUUCUGAUAACACGUUUGACUUCUCGUCUCCCUUUGGUCAGCCAAAUUUUCUGUCUUAAGGUUGACAGUAUGCCUUCUGGGCCCGCAUGUAACAUGAUCUUGUGUAGGUCUAGUACCAUCUUUGCGACUUCGGGAUGUCCGUGAGGCAAUAUUACUUGAUGCUUGGUCUGUUCAAGUAGAUCAGCAAACUGCAGUCGGCCACCAACUCUUAUAACCUGAUCCUCUCUGUCAUAAUACGGGUCUAGUUUGAGAAGGCGACUGUUCUUGGGAAGAGUUUGUCCGGACUUUAGCAACUGGUAAUCUUCUUUAUAGACCUCUUCCUGUACCCACUUACAACACUUAAGCUCUGCCUUCUUCACUUCUUCUGCCGACAGUUCACUUUCAGAAGACUUACAUUUAGUCUUGAACAACUUGACUGCUCUCAGUACAUAAGCGGUUACUCGAAUCAACUUUAACCAUGUCCCGUAACGCGACAUAUCAAUUAACGGCUCUCUAACGACUGCUGUACAACCAUGAGCAAUUUUCCUUUCCUCUUCGCAUACUUCAGAGGAGACAGUACCACCUUGGGGCUGAACGGGUAAAGGUUUGUCACUCGAAGACAGCCACCGAGGUCCAUUCCACCAUAAGAUAUUGGCAAUCAUAUCAUCACAGCUCAACCCACGCGUCAACAAAUCUGCAGGAUUCUCCUUACUAGCACAGUACCUCCAACACUCAGGAUCCCACGUGGACUGUAUUUCUGCCACUCGAUUCGCCACGAAUGGUUUCCAACGAGAACUCUGACCUUUUACCCAAUGCAGUGCCACCAUACUAUCAGUCCAACACACAACACUAGUCACUUCCAUAGGCAAAGUGUCUACAACAAACUUCAACAACCUGGCAUUUACAACUGCAGCUAAAAGUUCCAGUCUGGGUAGUGACACUUUCUUGAUAGGUGCAACUCGGGACUUUGAUAUUACCAGCUGCGAGGAUACAUGACCUUGCUUGUCUGCUAUUCUGAUGUAAACUGCUGCUCCGUACGCUUUAGGAGAGGCAUCUCCAAAACCAUGUAGCUCUAUCUUAGACUCUUGCGUGAUGCCAUUUCCGAAGCAUCGGGGUAUGGUCACACCUUUCAGUUGCAACAACUCUGACUUCCAAUGUAGCCACUUUGCUUUAAUUUCACUGUCCAAAGGGUCAUCCCACAAUAAUCCUUUUAACCACAGUUCUUGGAAGAGGAUUUUGGCUCUGACAGUGAAAGGAGAUAUCAACCCUAAAGGGUCAAAUAUUUUCGACGCUAGACUAAGCAGGCUUCUCUUUGUCAUUGGAUCCGGAGAUAAGACAAUUCCACCCGGUGCAAGAAAUCGGAAGUGGUCAGAGGUCAAAUCCCAUGAGACUCCAAGCGCUUUAAGGGGUUCACUCGACUCAAACUCCACCAGUGACGAUGAGGCUCUUUUGGCUGGGGCAAUAGCAUCCAUUACGAGCUGUGAGUUACUUGCCCACUUUGUCAAGUUAAACGCCGCUUUACACAUGAUCUCUGACAUGUCUCGUUGAAGUUUCACAGUCGAGUCCACCGUAUCGGCUCCUGUUAGGACGUCAUCCACAUACAUGUUUUGUAGAAUUUCUUGGACUGCAUUUGGGAACAGUUCUGCGUAUUUUUUUGCAUGAGCAUGGACCGUCGAAAUAGCAAGGAAUGGACUUGAGUUCACACCAAAUGUCAGUCUUUGCAUUCUAUAAACUUUGGGUGUUUCGUUAGACUGUAAAUCUCUCCACAGGUAGCGGUGAACGUCUCGAUCCUCUGGCGCUAGCUUGACCUGAAGAAACAUCUUUUCAAUAUCUGCUAUGAGACCAAUUCUGUUUGUUCGAAAUCGAAUGAGUACAGAUGCAAGGUUGGGCUGUAAAGCAGGACCGGGAAGGACACAAUCGUUGAGAGAAACACCAUCUCCUUCUCGCGCGGAAGCAUCAAACACGAUUCUGCACUUAGUCGUCGUUUUGUCAUCACGGAACACAGCAUGAUGCGGCAGGUAGCGUACAGUUCUAUCUUCAUCAUUCUCGUUAGGCACUACCUCUGCAAAUCCUUUCUCUACAUAUUCAUUGAUUGCAGAAUUGUAAGCUUUAGCUUUCACAGGGUUAUGUCUUAACCUUCUUUCGAUGCUUUCCAGACGUCUAACAGCUUGCAUGUAGUUACUUUCCAGUUUAGGAGGGUCACGUUUCCACGGUAGUCGUACUUCAUAGUUCUUUCCGUCAAAUUUCAAUCCUCUAUUGAAGUCAGCAACAGCAACUUCCUCCUCCCGGGAAACAACAGUGUUUUCAGUCUCAGCGAUGCCAAUAGAUUCCAGUUCCCAGAAUCUUUUCAAGCUUUUAGUGAGUCCACUGUUUUCUACAACGGUAAGCAUGGAUGUGGUAUACCUUGAGUAACGGUUUACUUGUCCGGUAAGAAUCCACCCGAGAUGAGAUUCAACAGCAACAAGUGACUCAGAUGAACUACCUUUCUUGUACAACCCAGUUACGAACGAGUAGUAAAAGUCUGCACCAAUAAGGACGUCUACUUGGACGGAAUCGCGAGGGUAGGAAUCUGCGAGAGUUAAACCUUGAAGAUGAGAGUUCUUACGAAAGUCUAACUGCACUGGCCCGAGGGGGUUACAAAUCUUGGGAAUAGCAAGGGCCUCCAUCUCCACCUUGGAAUCUCCUUUCAUUGGCGAAAGUGCAAAUUUAACUCUCUGCAAUCUCUUGGUUUCACUAGUUGUUCCACCGAGCAUUGUAACACUUAAUAACUCUGAGGGACCUUGCAAGCCAAGGGACUCUGCAAUGUUCUUGCGCACAUAUGAACGUUGACUACCAGAGUCUAGCAAAACACGGACUUUCAUUUCUUGACCAUUGACAGUUAACCUCGCCAGCGCUGUCUGUAGCAGUGUUUCCUUCAAGGGCAAUGCCGGUUUAGCUGACGCUAACCCACUUAAACUGAUGUUGGAAGGCUGCUGGGGUGUAGCCACUAACUGCUGACCAUGUAACAAUUUAUGAUGACGGCGGCCACAAUUUGCCACAGAACACUUAGGUUGGCGACAAAUCUUGGAAAAGUGCUUGUGGUUGCUGGGCUUUAAACAAUUGAAACACAGUUUAUUCUCUUGAACUAGCUUCCACCUGUCAUCUAGUGACUUGUCAUUGAAAACUGGGCAAUUUGGCGACUCGUGACCUGCCUUACAGAAAUUGCAGCUUGGACCAGUUAGCUCGCGUGCCUCACCAAGUAAUGCAGAGGCUGUAUACGCUCCAUCCUCACCACCCAUUCGAGGAAAUGAAGGCUUUCUUCUGUUAUCUCUACCCUUAUCAGAACUGCGAUUGCUUUGGGUAUUGUUCACAUUACAACCUCUCUCCCCCGCCUCUUUGGAUACAACUUGGCGGUUCAGAAAUUUGAAAAACAACUCAAGAUCUAUUUUAUCCUCUUGAGUGUCUGCAAGCUCCAACUCCCAUUUUUCUAGUAACUGAGGUGGCAACUUGGUCUCAAAGAUGGGUAACAAAAUACAACCAUGACUCGUUGGAUCUUCACCAAGCGCUUCUAAGGCUCUGGUUCUAUUCAUAAAUGUGUCAUAAAGAUCUCUAAGGGCGGAUGCGCUGACCGCCGACUUAGCAUCCAUCUGGAUGACAGAUUUCACAAGGGAUGAGAUUAUCAUACGUUUUCUUCCAUACCUGUGUUGGAGGCAAUGGACCGCUGCUUGAUAAUUUGCUCCAGUUACUUCAAAUCCUUCUAUUGUUUGCAAAGCAUUACCAGUAAGCACUGAGCGUAGGUAAGUAAACUUCUGUACCUUGGGUAAGUCAUCAUUGUUAUGCACUGCGGCUUCAAACUGGUCCCAGAAGUUUUGAAAUUUCAACACAUCCCCAUUAAACUUUGGCAGUUCAAUCCUGGGCAAUUUAAGACUUGAAGAUUGACGACUGUCAGUAUGUGUAUUUUCUUUUGAAGACUGAUGAUCUUCCACUUUGGAAUCCUUUUGGAGGUAUUCAUGAGCAACAUCGAUAGCUUUAUCCACCACACGUAAAAGGUCUCCCCAUUUGCGAAGUUCUUCUUCUAUCAUAUCCUCCGCGAUCAGCGCGACUAUUUCAUUUCUCAGCUGAAGAUAUUUCUCUCUAUGCACGGUAAGUCUUUCAAUUCUCAGCUUUACUUUCACUUUGUUACUGGUACUUUGACUAAGCUCCGAAAUUUCCCGAAUCAGCCCGUCCAUAUCUAUUUGCAAGGCUUUGGCUUUGCGUCUGAUCGAAUUAAUCUGUUGAAUUUCUACUUCACUCGAAGACUCCGCUGACUCAGCAAGAUUCAUUUCUUCCUUCGACUCUGGUUUGACAACAUUUGACUUUGAAUCGUCUACCAACCUUUCAAUCAAGACCUUCUUUUUUCCAGUAGUUGGUAAUCCUUUUUCUUGAAGCAGCUUUCGCAGCUGAUCAACUGUAAGUUGCGAUAAAUCAUCAUUUUCGGUCUUUGGACUGGCGGCCAUCUUAUCGCCCACGUGGUGAUGACCUUGCGAAGAAUUACAAAUUUACUGUUCAAAUGUCACCUUGUAUCCGGCUGUGAAGGACCAUGUUAAGGAAGCGAUGGAAUACAAACUUGAACGCUUGAACACAACUUUAAUCCGCUCGAUUUACAAUACACACCGAUUUACAACAGGUUGAUGUACUGCCCUGGAACCCGACUUACAACAAAUCUACGAGCGACUAGCAAGGAAGUCACGUGACGUGUUAUCUACAUAAUUUAUUCUACUCUCACAGGUCCAGUCUCGCGGGGCUUUUAAUGACCCGAGUACGAGUACGACGAUGGGCCGUAACAAAUGGUUCGGAUCCUGUUCACCAGGAAUGUAUUCGAUUUUGCUUCACGCAAAUCUUAAGAGAUGAGCUUCAGCAAGUUGCUGAAAUGUGGAAUCAGCUAACAGCAUCAAGCAAGUUUGAAAACAGCAGGGGUCCUAGAGGAAUAAAUCAACGAUAUGCACUGAAGAUUUUAGUAAAGAGUUUGCCUUGA
This is a messenger RNA of Porites evermanni, 10021 nucleotides long. Lineage: Eukaryota; Metazoa; Cnidaria; Anthozoa; Scleractinia; Poritidae. The record is from the annotation of a GenBank genome assembly.